Molecule: messenger RNA, 969 nt
Organism: Durio zibethinus
Lineage: Eukaryota; Viridiplantae; Streptophyta; Magnoliopsida; Malvales; Malvaceae
Product: transcription factor FER-LIKE IRON DEFICIENCY-INDUCED TRANSCRIPTION FACTOR-like
Biological process (GO): regulation of DNA-templated transcription
Cellular component (GO): nucleus
Molecular function (GO): protein dimerization activity; sequence-specific DNA binding; DNA-binding transcription factor activity
Source: RefSeq, a predicted model, not a curated record
AUGGAUGCAUCGAGAAAUUACCCUUUGGAGCUCCCUAACAACAUUGAGCUACAUUACUUCAUUGAUGACCCUAACUUUGAUCAGUUCAUCGAUCUAAUUCCUGGAGAAAACGAAGAUGUCGUCGCCGGUCUUGAUUAUGAUCUUGUCAAUGGUUGUUUUGUUGAUAAGCAGAUUAGUUCAACACCUGAUGGGGAUGCUUUUGGCUUUGAUGCUACAAGCGUCAUGGUACCGGAUGCUAGCUAUAUUUUCAACAAUGCACUGUCAAGUUUUGAUGGAGAAAUAAUGAAGGAUGCAGAGGAAGAUAAUGAUGGUGAGGAGAACUCUUCCGGGACAACAACCACAACCAAAACCACUACCACAACAACAACAGCAACAGCAACAAAGAAAGCAAAGGUUGAUCGGUCAAGAACUUUGAUUUCAGAGCGGAGGAGAAGGGGUCGGAUGAAGGAGAAGCUCUACGCAUUGCGUUCCCUGGUUCCUAACAUAACUAAGAUGGAUAAGGCUUCCAUAAUUGGAGAUGCUGUAUUGUAUGUGCAAGACUUGCAAAUUCAGGCUAAGAAGUUAAAAGCUGAGAUUGCUGGUCUUGAAGCGUCAUUGGCAGGGUCUGAAAGGUACCUAGAACCAAUCGAUAACCCUGUGAAAAUUCGAGUUGCAAGAAACAGCCACCCCAUUUGCAAGAAGAUAUUACAGUUGAAUAUGUUUCAAGUGGAAGAAAGAGGGUUUUACAUUAGAUUGGUGUGCAACAAAGGUGAAGGGGUUGCAGUAUCACUUUACAAGGCCCUUGAGUCCCUAACCAACUUCAAAGCUCAAAAUUCCAAUCUGGCCACUGUUUCCGACAGAUUUUCAUUUACUUUUACUCUAAAUGUCAGAGACUGUGAGCAGUCCAUGAACUUGCCAAACCUGAAGUUAUGGGUGACUGGAGCUCUUCUGAACCAAGGAUUUGAGUUCAUAACACCUUUGUCUUCCUAG